Molecule: messenger RNA, 2319 nt
Organism: Cladophialophora immunda
Lineage: Eukaryota; Fungi; Ascomycota; Eurotiomycetes; Chaetothyriales; Herpotrichiellaceae
Exons: 2
Coding region: 124-1239 (371 amino acids)
Biological process (GO): translational initiation
Cellular component (GO): eukaryotic translation initiation factor 2B complex
Molecular function (GO): guanyl-nucleotide exchange factor activity; translation initiation factor activity
Source: RefSeq, a predicted model, not a curated record
CAAAAUUCCACGAAUCAGUCCGCCAGCACCAACAUCCAGUCAAUAUCCGAAAGUAUUUUUGCAUGAAGCUGGUUGUAUAAACAUACCACAACUGCUCACUGUCGACAACUAGUGUGUCCUGCCAUGGCUGCUGUAUCAACCCCGCCGACGGCGUCCAAACCCUUAGCAGCUGAAGAGUCGCCGCCAACGACAUUCGAUAUCGUGGCUUCCUACAACUCGCUGAUCGAAAGCGACCCAAAUAUCACACCUCCCAUUGCGGCUAUAGAAUCACUGAUCAACCUCCUCGCAACAUCGCCCUUGACAACCAUCUCGGAAACGCUCGCCCUUUUAGCGAGCCACUCCCUAAGACUGCUCGAGUCGCAACGCAACCCGAUUCCACUCUCUGCUGGGACGGAGCUGUUUCAACGGUACUUGAUCAGCUCAUUCCAGCAACGGCCGUCAUCGCUGGCGACAUCCGACUUCACCGCGCUACGCCAUCACAUAAUAACCCAGUCGUCUCUAUUUGUCAAACGCGCAAAUGAAGCCCGCCUUAAGAUCGCCCAUCAUGCCUUGCCAUUCAUCAAAGAGGACUCCACGAUCAUCACCUACGGAUACAGCCGGGUCGUCCACGCCGUGCUGACUGCAGCGGCAGAAUCAAAGCGCCAUUUCAACGUCAUCUAUGUGCUUCCCCCAACAGGAGUCUCGUCGGCGCUCGCAGAUUCUAUCACCUCCCUCCACAGCCUUUCCAUUGCCACCACCACAAUUCCGCUGCAUGCUUUGACGUACGCACUAGCCUCCUUGCCGCCCUCCCGCGCCACACCACCACAGUUCCUCAUCGGCGCCACCGCGGUCUUGGAGAACGGCUCCAUCGUCACGGAGCUCGGCGCGCACCAGAUCGGACUUAUCGCCAAGACCAGCUCCAUCCCCUUGCACGUGUGCGUGGAAUCGUACAAGUUUGUGGGCAACUUUCCGCUCGGGUAUGGGCCGAGUGAUCUCCGAAGAAUGGGGGUCGAACAGGACGUCUUGCGCUUCUCCACCAGCGCGAACACCGCAGCUCCCAAUUCGGACACCGGAAACCAGAAGAAAGAAGGAAGGACCGGCCCCAAACCGCUACCCAAGGAUAAAAACAAUGCUGCGGGACACGUGGAUGAUUGGAUGGUGGAAAUCACGCCGCCGGAACUGAUCUCGGCCCUCAUCACAGAAAACGGCCUCAUGACCCCCAACGCCGUCAGUGAGGAGUUGAUCAAAUUGUGGUUCUGAUCUGGCCUGGUGGUGUUGGCCCGCGCUCGUGACCUGGUUCGGGUCAGGGGAGAUGCGUGUGGCAGAGUCGACCGGGAUGCAGCGAACGUGGAACAUCUUGCACUCAGCGCCCAAUGGGAUGGCGUAGCAAUGACGAAUGACACGUUUGACACGAACGCAUUAGCCGCGGCGAUGCGAGAAGUGGUCGAACCGCAAGGAGUCCACGCGAUUGAGACCCGAAUGGCCAUUGCACGAACACGAUCCCCACGAGAAUCGAAUGGAAUCAGACCCAGGCCGAGGGAGAAGAGUAUUAAGAAAAAGUACAUGUAACAAGUGGCAUCACCCGAUCCAACCGAAUGACCAAUCGUGAAGGUCAAGGUCAAUAGAUCGGAUCCCACAAUGCGCCUGUGUCGCCACGGAACCGGAGACGGGAGACGGUGUUGACAGACAAGCUGUGGUAAUUACCCCGGUGGUCCCGGCGUCAGGGUGCAGCACAACUUCGGUGUUGAGCACCGCAAGUGUCGAUCGUUGAUGGUGAAGAGCAAGGUCUCGCCUUAUCAAAUACGCCGGAUUAUGCGAUGCACUUCGUGGUUGAAGGGCCCAUCAGAACGUAAUGAGAAAAGAAAAGAGGCAGAGCUACGAGGGUGAGGGCGAGGGCGAGAGCAAGGCUCUGAUGAAAGGAUACGAACUGUGUACGAGUUGAUGAUGGGCGAGGUGGUGUCGCAAAGAUACAGUUUGAUCCUACAUUGCGGGUCUCUGGACUCAGGAAGGACCGUGUCUGCGUUUUGUACGACGCCAAAGGAUUUCCGUGCCCAAAGCCAGCCCAAGCCCAUGAGACGGGAACAAGGACCGAGUGUAAAGCGAGGAUCGCUGGAGGGCAUGAUGGCUGCAUACUCGUAUGUCGCCUAAACUGGCCUUCUUCCUGGAUGCCUUCCACAAACGACUGAUUUUCCUCCAGCGCCUUGCUGUGCAACAUGCAUUCAUUAAAUCAUUCAGAAUCUUGGUUUUCCCCAACCACGUCGGCAUGCAGAUAUUUUAUGGACAAGAAACCAACGGGCCGCAUGGAUAUGUGGCGCUGUAGAUCACCAACAUCAAGUGAGG